Molecule: messenger RNA, 948 nt
Organism: Chaetomium globosum CBS 148.51
Lineage: Eukaryota; Fungi; Ascomycota; Sordariomycetes; Sordariales; Chaetomiaceae
Exons: 2
Coding region: 1-948 (315 amino acids)
Source: RefSeq, a predicted model, not a curated record
AUGGCCACCCACUCUCCAGACUACUCGGACGACGAGUUCGACUUUGACGAGGAAUACUUUUCUCGCACUUAUCAACCCCUCUCCAACCUCCCCACGCCGCCUCCUUCGUCCCGCGAGUCAUUGGCCGGCCAGAGCCCCAGAGCCCUCCUGGAAGAUGGAGGGCUUCUUGAUUCUGCUUUGCUAGGCCCAGCAAUACACCUGGUCAACCUCAUCCCUCCCGCUGCAUCCCUGUCGGUACCAUCCGUCUCGUUGGUUCACGAUAUGCUUGUCCGCGCGGAUCUUCCCAUGGAUACCAUUGCCCUAGCCGUGUGCAUCCUAGAUUCGCUCAGCUCCAAGUUCUCGCUGAACUGGCGGUUGCUUUGUCCCCUGGCGCAGCGGGAGCCUGCCAACGAGAUCACGAAGCGGCACACCAUCCAGGCCAGCCCCACGGGUGCAACACAACUGCACAUCGAUUCAGUCAACCCCGAGUUGAUUGUUCUCGCAGCGCUGGUCAUCGCGUUCAAAUUUUUGGUCGACUGCCAGGAGCCCACGUACUACUACCGGACAGCGUGGGGAGGGAACAUGUGGACGUGCGAGCAGAUAAACUUGACGGAGAGGUGCAUCAUGGAGAACCUGGGCUACCGGAUCCUGCCGCUGUGGCACCCGGCGCUCAUUGCUGAUGCCGUCGGCGACAUGCAACGGGCCGCGAGGCAGGCAGCGUUCCCGUCCUACCCCAGAAAUGGGGAGGCGCACAAGCGCUCCGUGAGCUCGGCCGACGCUCUUCUGGGCCGCAAUUUCCCAUUGACACCGGCAGAAACGCCCACGUCAGGAGACAGCCCGGUCGCCAGCCCCGUAUGUGAAGCUGUGGUGGCUACGUUUGGAGAAAGCCGGCCCGAUUCGGUUGACUCGUCGAUGCUUCACCUGGCUCCGCGGAUCAAAAGGAAGGCCCCGUUCCCUGCGGCUGGUUGA